AUGAUCUCCUCCAAGGUGGUGCCCCGAGAGGAGGCUCAGCGGGAGACGCUGUCUGAAGGUAGACUGGAGGCAGAGUCCUCCGACGAGGCUGGCCCUAGCUGGGCCGCAGGGCCGCCGUCAGAGCGCCUGCCGCCCCUGGGUCAGGAGGCUCCUCCGCCACGCCGCUGCCACACCGACUGUUUGGAAGCGCCCCUGUCGCGCUCCUUCCAGCGCCUUGGCGCCGCGGUGGGUUCGCACCCCUGGCUGUUCUUGCUUGGGCCUUUGCUGCUGGCGGUCGCGCUGGGCACCGGCCUCAUCUUCCUGCCCAAGGAGAAGGAGAACCUGGAAGAGCAGUACACGCCGAUUGGCAGCCCUGCCAAAGCCGAGCGGCGCUUCGUGCAGGGUCACUUCAGCACCAACGACACGUACCGCUUCUCCGCCUCCAGGACCAGCUCCGAGACCAACUUCGCGUCCAUCCUGGUGGUGUCUCUCACCGACUCACUCCUGAAGCCGAGGGCAUUCACAGAGGUGAGCAAGCUGGACAAAGCAGUGCAGGCGCUGAAGGUGGUACAGGAAAACGGACCGCCGAUCCUGUACAAAGAGGUGUGCGCCAAGUACAAGACGCUGUGCGUGCCACCCAACCCUCUGCUGUAUGCCUGGCAGCAUAACUUGUCAUUGGAUCUAUCAAGCCUCACCUUCCCCAUUCAUAACAUGUCCAACCACUUCAUCUACUUGGCGGGCUUCUUUGGGGGAAACGUCUUGGGCCAAUCGGUGGGAAGAAGUCAACGACUGACCGAGUCCCGAGCGUUGAGGCUGCUGUAUUACCUCAAGACCGAAGACCCCGAGGACAGUGAGCGUAGCAAGGCAUGGCUGACUCACUUUCUUGACCAUUUCAACGACAUGAAGAGCAGUCUGACUUUAGAAGAGACAGAGGUAGUCUACUUUACAUCCCUUUCAAGGCAGCUGGAGUUUGAGGCAACCUCCAAGACUGUGAUUCCUCUGUUCCAUCUGGCAUACAUUUUAAUCAUACUGUUUGCAGUUGUAUCAUGUUUCAGGUUGGACUGUGUAAGAAACAAAAUGUGGGUAGCAGUCUCUGGAGUGUUUUGUGUUGCCUUGUCAGUGGUGAGCGGCUUUGGCUUGAUGCUGCACAUUGGAGUCCCGUUUGUGAUCAUAGUUGCAAAUUCACCAUUUCUUAUUCUUGGUGUUGGGGUUGAUGACAUGUUUAUCAUGAUUUCUGCCUGGCAGAAGACCAGCCUCAUGGAAAGCAUAAGAGAACGACUCUCCAAUUCAUAUUCAAAGGUGGCAGUGUCCAUUACAAUCACCACCCUCACCAAUGUCCUUGCUUUUUAUACGGGAAUCAGCAGCUCUUUUAGGUCUGUACAGUAUUUUUGCAUCUAUACAGGAACAACUCUGCUCUUUUGCUAUUUUUAUAGUAUCACCUGUUUUGGAGCAAUUAUGGCUCUGGAUGGUAAAAGAGAAGUUGCGUGCUUCCGCUGGCUAGAAAAGCCAGACCCAAAAUAUGCCUCAUUAAAAAAAUCCUGCUGUGUCCCAUUUGGUUCAACCCCAGAGGGGAAUGGGGAAGAUAAGCAUCCAAUGAAUUUGUUCUUCAGAGACUAUUUUGGUCCUUUCCUCACAACUUCUAAAGCCAAGUUCUUUGUAGUGCUGAUAUACAUUUUCUACAUCAUAAGCAGUAUAUAUGGAUGUUUCCAAGUGCAGGAAGGGUUAGAUCUUCGGAAUCUUGCGAGUGAUGAUUCCUAUAUCACACCAUAUUUUAAUGUUGAGGAAGAUUAUUUUUCAGACUAUGGUCCAAGGGUUAUGGUCAUAGUCACUGAGAGUGUUAACUACUGGGAUGGUGAUGUAAGACAGAAGCUGGACAACUGUAUGGUAAAAUUUGAAGAAAAUGACUAUAUAGAUAAAAAUCUCACAGAGUUUUGGUUGAAAGCAUAUAUUCAAUAUAUGAAUAACAGUAGAAAGGAUCCUAAUGACAAGAAUACAUUUAUGAAUAAUAUUUCAGGUUUUUUAAAAGUUUCCCCUAUUUUUACAUAUGAUGUUAAUAUUUCCUCAUCAAAUGAGAUCAUUGCCUCCAGAGGCUUCAUUCAGACUGUAGGGGUUUCUUCGUCAAGCAGUAAGAAGAGAAUGUUACUAGAGUUACGAGGCAUAGCUGAGAACUGUGAGGUUCCCUUGAUGGUGUAUAACCAGGCAUUCAUCUAUUUUGAUCAGUAUGCUGCGAUAAUAGAAAACACUGUUCGGAAUGUCAUGGUUGCAUCAACAGCUAUGCUCAUUGUCUCCCUGUUGCUAAUUCCUCACCCAGUGUGCUCCUUGUGGGUUACUUUUGCUAUUGCAUCUGUGAUUGUGGGGGUGACGGGUUUCAUGGCAUUCUGGAAUGUUAAUCUCGAUUCCAUAUCCAUGAUUAAUCUUGUUAUUUGUAUAGGGUUUUCUUUUGAUUUUUCUGCACACAUUUCCUAUGCAUUUGUUUCCAGUUCUGAGACCUCAGUAAAUAAAAAGUCAAUUGAGGCGUUAUAUAUGCUAGGCUAUCCAGUGUUGCAAAGUGCAAUUUCAACAAUAAUAGGCGUGUGUGUUUUAUCUGCAGCUAAAGCUUACAUCUUCAGGACAUUUUUUAAGAUUAUGUUUCUUGUUAUGUUUUUUGGGGCCGCUCAUGGUCUAAUUUUUAUUCCAGUAUUCUUAACCUUUUUUUGA
Messenger RNA from Microtus ochrogaster (prairie vole), 2676 nucleotides. RefSeq names its product patched domain containing 3 (gene Ptchd3). Lineage: Eukaryota; Metazoa; Chordata; Mammalia; Rodentia; Cricetidae. Gene Ontology annotation, cellular component: membrane. The record is from RefSeq and is a predicted model, not a curated record.